Molecule: messenger RNA, 2547 nt
Organism: Amphiprion ocellaris (clown anemonefish)
Lineage: Eukaryota; Metazoa; Chordata; Actinopteri; Pomacentridae
Gene: gpr143
Product: G protein-coupled receptor 143
Exons: 9
Coding region: 131-1381 (416 amino acids)
Biological process (GO): regulation of calcium-mediated signaling; melanosome organization; G protein-coupled receptor signaling pathway
Cellular component (GO): plasma membrane; melanosome membrane
Molecular function (GO): L-DOPA binding; L-DOPA receptor activity; dopamine binding
Source: RefSeq, a predicted model, not a curated record
GAGUUGGGUCAUGGACUCAGUCAUUUCCUCUGCUUUUCUUUUUCUUUUUCUCCUGACACGGUAGCCCAUUUCUUUCUUCCCCCUCUCCCUCUUCCUCUCUCUUUCCUUCCCUCUCUGUCUGCAGUCCGUGAUGGCAUCUCCACGGCUGGAGACGUUCUGCUGCCCGAACCGGGACUCGGCUACAGAGUUCGUGGUCACCUUCCAGCCCGUCCUGUUCGGAGCUUUGACUCUUGGAAGCGCAGCUCUGAGCCUCAUCUUCGCUCUUCUCCAAAUUCUCCCGAAGCGCAAAGGAUACAGGAGACUCGGACAGUAUCCUCUGCCCAGGCCUGCGUCCUCCUCUCGGAUUCUGUUCAUCAUCAGUAUAUGUGACAUUCUGGGAUGUGCAGGCAUCAUUGUAAGAUCAUCGGUGUGGCUGGGACUUCCCAACAUCAUCGACAGCAUCUCAGUGACCAACAACACUGAAGUCUGGCCGGAAGUCUUCUGCGUUGGCAGUGCAAUGUGGAUCCAGCUGUUUUUCAGCGCCUCUUUCUGGUGGACUUUUUGCUACGCCGUCGAUGUCUUCCUGGUGGUGAAAACAUCUGCAGGAAUCAGCACCAUUAUCCUCUACCACAUGAUUACAUGGGGUCUGGCUGUGCUGCUGUGCGUUGAAGGAGUGGCCAUGCUCUACUACCCAUCCAUUUCUGAUUGUGAGCAGGGCCUGCAGCACGCCAUUCCUCACUAUGUGACCACAUACGCACCGAUGCUGCUCGUCCUCGUGGCCAAUCCUGUCUUCUUUAAUCGGACCAUAUCUGCAGUGACGUCUUUACUGAAAGGACGACAAGGAAUCUACACAGAAAACGAGAGAAAGCUGGCCAAUGAGAUCAAAAUACGCUUCUUUAAGAUAAUGCUGGUGUUCUUCAUUUGCUGGGUUCCCAACAUCAUCAACGAGAGCCUCCUAUUCUAUCUGGAGAUGCAGACCGACAUCAAUGACGGCGGAUUCAGGGAUAUCAGGAACGCAGCCCUCAUCACAUGGUUCAUCAUGGGCAUCCUGAACCCCAUGCAGGCCUUCCUCAACACUCUGGCCUUCCACGGCUGGACGGGCUUCGAUGUCGACCUCAGCCUGCACCGGAGGAGGGAGCUGGCCUGGGACUCGGUCUCUACGUCGGUGCCUAACGCUGCCAGCCAUAACCCCAUAGUGGGAACUACUCUGCUUUAUCAGAGUCACGUCCAGGAAGCCCAGAAAAGCAUGAUGGGAAACGGGCAGCAACACUCAGACGCCAUGAGUGUCCUCUCAGAAGGUUCAGAGUCUAGUACAGUUGAAAUCCACAUUUCCAGCGAGCUACGAGACUAUGAGGAUGUAGACGCUGACGGAGAGUCCUUGGAGAACUCAGUGAGGCACUAGCUGGGGUUUUCACCAGUCCGCCUCCCCUCCACUGCGCUGCACGACUUUGUUCUUUUUGUUUUAGAUCAUCUACACUUAGCCUCUAUUAUCCUGUUGAGAUUUUAACCGGUCAUGAGAUUUCAGUAGCUGGCAUGACAGAGUAAGUCUGAUUGUUAAUCCAAGCCUUUUCACUUCCUUCUAAGCGUUUUAAAUCGGUCUGUUACGGUGGCCGAGAGGUGGAAACCAAAUUUACAUAAUACAAAACACUUUUACAACCUCCAAGACAAAUUUACAAGCGACAAAACACUUUUACAAAUCCAAAUUCCAAAUUUACAUAAUGCAAAACACUUUUACAACCUCCAAGACAAAUUUACAAGCGACAAAACACUUUUACAAGUCCAAAAACACUUUCAAAAAUCCAAAUUUAACCGGAAAGGGAAUGUCCCAACUCCGGGGUUGAACCGGAAGUGACGAGAACGGCUAAUGCUAGUUUUGGUUGUUGUUGAUGGUGAACCAAGCGAGCGGGUGAUGUUUUGCCCGUUUUGUGGGGAACAUAUGAACCGAUUGACGCGGUUUUGUUUUUCGUGUGGUCGGUCUUUAGAGUGUUUAAAUGGCGCAGAUCAGACCGACAGAGUGCAUUAGCCGCUCCACGUUGUCACUUCCGGUUAUACCCCGGAGUUGGGACAUUCCCUUUCCGGUUAAAUUUGGAUUUGUAAAAGUGUUUUUGGACUUGUAAAAGUGUUUUGUCGCUUGUAAAUUUGUCUUGGAGGUUGUAAAAGUGUUUUGCAUUAUGUAAAUUUGGUUUGCACCUCUCGGCCACCGUAGUCUGUGGUUCACUGUAGCACUAUUUUACAGGCCCAUCAAGCAUACAGCAACAGAGUCCCAAAGCUACUGAGUCUUGUAGCCGUCAGUCCACAGAACAAACGUGACAUUUUCUCAUGAGCUACUCUCAGGCUGACCUUUUAAAAGUGCCUUACGUGCUUGAGGAAACAUUUUUUUUUACUGGCAAGUUCCCUGAAUUGAAUGCACUGAAUUUGUGAUAUUGUCAUUAAGCUGCCAAAACCCGACAGAAUGUAGAAAGGUCAUUAGUCUUUUUUUAUAUAUAUAAAAGUUGUUGUAUUGCCUACUGUCUAUCCUGUAUUUUUGCACACAUCUAUUUUAUGCUAUAUUAAAUAUCUUGUAGUUUU